GCUUGAUACACAAGGCGGAUGAUAAAUCAGCCGCACUGGUUGAAUAUAAAAGAGAUGCCAACGAACGUAUGGUGAAUCAAGCUACAGAAUCGAAAGACACAACAAAGACCAGCAACUGAAAUCCACGUCCGCAAACCAAGACGACCUCUUCCGAGACCAUCUGUCCAUCGACAUUACAAGUAUUCUCUUCGCAACAUGUCCUACAACAAAGUCAUUUCUAGCAAAGUGAUCAAGACUGUCAAUGCAGGCGGCAAAGCAAUCCAAGUCAAGUAUGCUACCAAGACUUCCUCUUGGGAGCGUAGCUUCUUGGCGCAGGGCGUGCAAGACGAGUUUUGCGAGGCUGUAAAGAAGGCCCCUGACGUCCCUGCUAGUGCUGCUAUUGCGAUCUUAGCCGAAAAAGAGCAUCCAAGCGAAAGUGACAGCAAGUCUCACUUCACCACUGUCUUCGAAGACUCCAACGGCAACCAUAUCACGACCAAACAUGUUUAUCCUUAGAUCCACUCCUCAGGACCAGCGAGCUCUAGGAGAGAAUGGCAUGUCGAGCAGCAAGACACUCUUGACAAUAAGAGGAAGUUGAACGAUCUAGAGUCAGAAUUUGAGUUUUUUGGUUGAUGCCAUGAUAGAAAGCUGUUACAUAGAAGCGAAACAAGGAAAGACCUAGGGGCUGCCAUGACCAGAUAAGCUUGUUGAAAAGCCACCGCAAUGCUAUGCUUCAAUUUUGACACGCUGAACCUUGUACGCCAACUGUCACUCAAGACUUCUUAUCUUCGACCCAAUAACUAUCCUUGACAAUCUCUGACAUCGUUGCUCUCUUAGCUGGAUCGAGAUUGGUCAUCCUUAAGAUCAACCUCUUUGCUUCGUCCGUGAGGUUAGGAAACACGUCCUCUGUCCAAUCCGCGAAAUCUCCAUUCACGUCGUUCUCCUUCACUGCCUGCCAUAAAUCGGUUAGGAGCUCACCAGCCUUCGCAUCGUCGACAUGCUUUA
Didymella exigua CBS 183.55 is the source of this 984-nucleotide messenger RNA. RefSeq lists its product as uncharacterized. The record is from RefSeq and is a predicted model, not a curated record. Bases 196 to 495 code for a protein of 99 amino acids. Lineage: Eukaryota; Fungi; Ascomycota; Dothideomycetes; Pleosporales; Didymellaceae. The transcript has 2 exons.